Molecule: messenger RNA, 688 nt
Organism: Ipomoea nil (Japanese morning glory)
Lineage: Eukaryota; Viridiplantae; Streptophyta; Magnoliopsida; Solanales; Convolvulaceae
Product: EG45-like domain containing protein
Exons: 3
Coding region: 1-396 (131 amino acids)
Source: RefSeq, a predicted model, not a curated record
AUGGAACUCUAUCUAGUCAUACCAAUAGUUUUAUGCAUAUUUUGCAACAAAGGCACUCUAGUUCUUGGGGAUAUUGGCACUGCCACUUCUUAUAAUCCCCCAUACACUCCGACUAGGUGCGGUGGGAACAGGGCAGACCAGUUCCCGGCGGGGAAUCUGUUCGUAGCGGUAAGCGAGGGGCUGUGGGACAAUGGAGCUGCUUGCGGGCGGCGCUACCGGCUGAGCUGCCUGAGCGGCAACAACCGGCCGUGCAAGGGUGACACCAUCGACGUUAGGGUGGUGGAUUUCUGCCCCAAACGCCCAUGCCCUUCAACUAUUGUCCUGUCCAGUGAUGCCUUUGCGCAGAUUUCCAAUUCUCCAAACGCCAAAAUCAACAUUGAGUAUAUCCAGAUUUGACGCAGAAGAAGUGCAGGAAUCCUCCGGUAGCUAGGUAGUCAAAAGGUAUAGGAAAACCAACAAAUAAUGUACCUUAGGAACUACCAACCUCUUGUAGUUUUUACAGCCAAGAUGACUAAGGAUACAAACUUGUAACCACAAGGCAGGUUUUCCCUCGUCACCUCAAAAAAAAUAUAUAUAUAUAUAUAUAGUGUUGCUUUAUAUAUAUGGAGAACCUCUCCCCGUACUUGAAAAAGUAAAAUGAACUUCAUUUCAAAAACUCAUUAAGAUUACAAACUAAUUUCAAUAAGAA